AUGUCAGGUCACAACAAAUACGAAAAUCUUCUAAGAAAUGAUCAAAAUAUCCGAUCUCUCAACGGGAUUAGCUUUAAAUUCAGCAAACCAGCAUUUUCCAGAAAACUAACGCGAUGCACAUUUUCCGACGCAACAAGGGGGUGGGUUUACACCAAAUCGGAUAUUCGUAUUUCUCAGACGGAGGUUUUCCUCCUCAAUAAAGCUUCGGAAAAAUUGCCAUGGACGAACCUUGUUCUGGCAAACGUGUCAUUUCCUGAUCCCGACAACAAGGCUUCUUCUUCGUCGGGCUUUGGAGUUUCUGGGGAGCAUGGCCCAAAGCCCUCCGAAGUUUAUGGAUUUGUUGGAUCCAUUACCACUGUUGUUGCCACAGUCAUUUUUAUUAUAUGGGCAUAUUUUCCUGACCGUUGGUUGCAUUCUAUUGGGAUCUAUUACUAUCCAAGCAGGUACUGGGCACUGGCUGUGCCAACUUAUGUAAUGGUGACGGUAGUACUUGCAAUUGGAUUUUACAUCGGCUUGAACUUUAUGGCUACCCCUCCUCCAACCUCCUUGAGCACAAUGUUUGAUGAAUUCAGUAGAGAACAACUCAGUGGCAUUCCCUCGACUGAUGAUGAUGAGCAGCCCAUUGAGCCCAUAUCUGACAUUGGCAUUGACGAAAUUAAUGGCAUCAUGUUUGAUAAUCCGAACAUGAAUCCAGCUUAA
This is a messenger RNA of Fraxinus pennsylvanica, 699 nucleotides long. Lineage: Eukaryota; Viridiplantae; Streptophyta; Magnoliopsida; Lamiales; Oleaceae. The record is from the annotation of a GenBank genome assembly.